GUCACCUAUGAGGCGGAUCACAUACCACCAGGGCACAAUCCGGGAUCAAUAACGGGGGGCGGGGGGACCCCUCACCUGUCAUAUUCCAAGCUCACCUGUCAUCUUUUACACCCAACGUGGAACUUUAACGCUGCCUCCUUUGAAAUCCGGAUUCAUCAUAAAUGGUGGAUGCGAUUGUGGAGUUUGACUACAAGGCUCAGCAUGAUGAUGAGCUGACUGUAGUUGCUGGUGAAAUUAUCACCAAAAUCAAAAAAGAAGAUGGCGGAUGGUGGGAAGGAGAGCUGAAAGGAAGGAGAGGCCUUUUCCCUGACAACUUUGUACGAGAACUAAAGAAAGACAUUAAAAAAGACCUUAGCAGUAAACCACCAGACAGGCCUAACCAGAUCAUAUCUAAUGGCAAUGCCUUGCUGUCAAGUGAAGCAGUAGUCCGCGGAUCUGGAAGAGGUGAACGAACAAGGAGGAGGAGGUGUCAAGUCGCCUUUAGCUAUCUUCCGCAAAAUGAAGAUGAACUUGAGCUUAAAGUUGGAGAGAUCAUUGAAGUUCUUGGAGAGGUGGAGGAAGGCUGGUGGGAGGGAAUUCUCAAUGGAAAGGCCGGAAUGUUCCCUUCCAAUUUUAUUAAGGAUAUUGGGGCCGAAACAGAAAUUGGGGGAAAUUUUGAAGAUCACCAGAUAAAGCAAGGGUUUAAAGAUACUGCUGGCUCUGAGAGUCAUGGGGGCGACUCCAAAUCAGAAGGGACCAAUGGAACAAGUGGAGCAGAAAACCAGACGAAAAAGAUCAGGGGAUUUGGCUUCGGGGAUAUUUUCAAAGACAAACCAAUUAAGCUAAGACCAAGGUCAAUGGAAAUGGAAAAUGACAUUCCUCCUGUAGAAAAGGCAAUGGGAAAAAAAUUGCCACCAGCGGUCACAUCACAGGAAUCACUGAAGACAGAAAUGGAAAAUAAAUCAAAAGCCAAGGAAUAUUGUAAAGUUCUCUUCCCAUAUGAAGCCCUCAAUGAAGAUGAAUUGACAAUCAGAGAAAGUGAAAUCGUGGUUGUUGUAAACAAGGAUUGUGUGGAUGCAGGUUGGUGGGAAGGAGAACUGAAUGGCAGGAGAGGAGUGUUUCCAGACAAUUUUGUCAAGCUACUUCCUUCAGAUUUUGAAAAAGAAAUCCAUAGACCUAAGAAGCCACCCCCUCCAUCAGCUCCUGUAAACAAGGCAGGAACAGGCACAUCGGAUAGGAAACAGGAAAUCAGGAAGAUCCCUCCAGAAAGGCCUGAAACUCUGCCACAUAGGCCUGAGGAAAAAGAGAGGCCAGAGAGAGAUCACAAAGUAGAUCCCCCCCUAAAGCACUCAGUGCCUGCUAUACCUCCAAAGAAGCCUCGUCCUCCAAAAACAACCUCUUCAAAUAAAGCAGGCACAUUGCCACCAAGAAGACCAGAGAGACCAGCAGGACCUGUAACACACACAAGGAGCGAGAGCCCAAAAGCAGAGGUAGGAAUCAGUACUGUAUCCAGCACUCCAGACAGAGACUCAUCAGAUAAGAGCAAUGACAUUGAUGUUGAAGGCUUUGAUUCUGUAGUGACAGUCGGAGAGAAACUAAGUCACCCUACUGCAUCAAGACCCAAAUCCAGUGGGAGGCGCCCACCAUCACAGUCUCUAACAUCGUCAUCUCUUUCCAGCCCAGAUUUUUUUGAUUCUCCCAGUCCAGAGGAUGAUAAGGAAGAACUUAAUAACUUGGCACAAAGAUCGGUAGACCCAUCCAAGAAAUCUUCCCGACCUGCCACAGCAUCACAGUUGCCGGAAAACAGAGCUGCAUUGCCCCCAAAACCUGGAGGUUUAAUUUCAAGUGUUAGCUUCUCACAUGGGGCUUCCGGUGCACCAUCAGCAUUCCACUCUGUCACCUCAAGCAGUCACAGAUCAAACUCUCCGUCCUUUAGUAGUCCAGACACAAGACACAAAAGUGAAAUCAAUCAGUCACCACUGGAAGAGCUACAAGUACAAGUCAAAGAGCUGAGAAGCAUCAUCGAGACAAUGAAGGACCAGCAAAAGAAAGAGAUAAAACAGUUGUUGUCGGAACUGGACGAGGAAAAGAAGAUUCGUCUACGAUUACAGAUGGAUGUCAAUGAAAUAAAGAAAUCUCUACAGUCCAAAUAAAUAAAUGAUGGCUAGUAAAUAACUUUCAUCCACCGGAAGUGAGGAAUGAAGAGCUGUUCUUCCCACGCAGGCCAAAAUAGUUUUGGUGCCAAAUGAUUUAAGAUUCACCUCAGACGCUCAGAAAGCACAACAGAAGCUCUACCUACCAAGGAGACCCUGGUGACAUUUGUAGUGCUCGGCACACAUAUUUAUCAAGACAGCUCCAUGUUGUGCUCAAGUGUUCCUCUUAAAACUGCGAAUGAAGAAAACUCAGGCAGUUUUACUUCAGAGUGGUACUUUUUUAUGAUAUUUUUCCAUGAAUAACGUGUAUUUCAGAUUGUCUGUUUACAAGCUUUAUAAUUUUACUUUUUUUUUUUUGUAUGUGUGUUUGCGUAUGUCUAUCUCAGACUCCUGAAUUAUUUGUACAGUGUGCAGUUGUCAUUUGAAAUCUUUUUUUUUUUUUUACUUCCCAGAUGUAUUCAUUUACAUCUAUGACUAUGACUUUUAAAAGUACAUAUACAAUGUACUGUCCAUGCAAUGUGAUACAAUGCUUCUGAACUGAUUUUCACUGUACUUUAGGAAUGUGUGUCUAAAAUAAGAAAAUGAUAGAUAAAUAUGAUUUGUGCCUUUUUUUGUUUUGCCUAGGACAAUUGUGCAAAAAAGAAUAAAAAAAAUGGAAUUCCAGUUAUGAUCAUGCCAGUGUAGGUCC
Molecule: messenger RNA, 2820 nt
Organism: Nanorana parkeri
Lineage: Eukaryota; Metazoa; Chordata; Amphibia; Anura; Dicroglossidae
Gene: SH3KBP1
Product: SH3 domain containing kinase binding protein 1
Exons: 18
Coding region: 162-2132 (656 amino acids)
Molecular function (GO): protein binding
Source: RefSeq, a predicted model, not a curated record